AUGAAACUGUUCCAGCCUGCCAAAGAAAUGCCAGAUAUGAGAAAUGUAAAGCUUAAAAUGACAAAUCUACACUUACAUGCUAACGGAGUCUUCAGUAAUGUGUACAGGGGCACACUUUUAUCCCCCGGUGAAGCACCGAGAGAAAUCGCUAUUAAGAAAACUUGGCCAGAAAGCAAAGAUCGCAAUUUUGAGAUGAUAUUUCUCACCGGAAUCAGUAGAGAAAGACACAAAAAUAUUAUUCAAAUGAUCUAUGCCUUCUCGAACAAGCGAGACGACCGGAUAUGCGAAUCAUUCGUUUUCGAUUUUAUGCCCGAUACGUUGGGAUCAUUGAUCGAGAACAACUCACUCGAUCUUGUCGACAUGAAAAUGUACACUUGGCAGAUGUUUAAUGGCCUACAAUAUCUCAGUCAGUUGCAGAUCAUGCACAGAGACGUAAAACCAGUCAACAUUCUCGUAGACCACGGGCUUGGUCUUUUGAAAAUUGGCGAUUUUGGUUCUGCGAAAGUUGUACGGCCAGGAAUGACGUCAACACCGUAUCAAGUCUCUGAUUCGGAUUCUCCUGGCCUCACCUCACUAGAUUAA
Molecule: messenger RNA, 582 nt
Organism: Cooperia oncophora
Lineage: Eukaryota; Metazoa; Nematoda; Chromadorea; Rhabditida; Trichostrongylidae
Source: the annotation of a GenBank genome assembly